Messenger RNA from Hyla sarda, 1716 nucleotides. RefSeq names its product low choriolytic enzyme-like. The record is from RefSeq and is a predicted model, not a curated record. Gene Ontology annotation, biological process: proteolysis. Lineage: Eukaryota; Metazoa; Chordata; Amphibia; Anura; Hylidae. Gene Ontology annotation, molecular function: zinc ion binding; metalloendopeptidase activity. The transcript has 15 exons. Bases 16 to 1536 code for a protein of 506 amino acids.
ACCAUCGUCAUCAUCAUGAACACCAUGAGGACUCUACUGCUGGCCGCCCUAUGCUGUGUCUGCUUGGCUCUUCCAUUCCCGGGAUCGUACAGGAAGAGAAGAGACACAGGAGAUGGGCCAGGUCCGGAGCCGACAGCACAAAACAACUCUGUAGAAGAAUUCACAACUAACAGUCCGGAGCCGCCAGCACAAAACAACUCUAUAGAAGAAUUCACAACUAACAGUCCGGAGCCGCCAGCACAAAACAACUCUAUAGAAGAAUUCACAACUAACAAUGCCCAGAGGAAUCAGAGCUGGUUUGAUAACAUUUCUGAAGUCAACAAUGGGACCGUCAUCGUUGGAAAAUAUUUAAUCCGAAAUCUGGACAUCGCUUCUAGAAUCGGCAGAAGUGACAUCGUGACAUUGACAAAAGUUGUUAGAUGUCCGAAUAAUAUCUGCUUGUGGCCCAAGUCUUCUGAUGGAUUUGUGUACAUCCCUUACGCCAUAUCCAGUGGUUUCAGCUCCUAUAGCAAAAUCGUCAUUUCAUCCUCCAUAAGUGACAUUGAGGACGCCACCUGCAUUCGCUUCAGACCGCAGACAUCAGAGAAGGACUACAUCAACUUUCAGCCUACUCAAGGGUGUUGGUCUUCAAUGGGUAUCACUGGCGGUGCGCAGACCGUCUCUCUGGAACAACCCUCAUGUUUGUGGUCAGGCAUUGUCCUACAUGAGGUUCUUCACGCUCUAGGUCUUAACCAUGAACACGUGAGAACUGACCGGGACGGCUACGUACAAGUUCAGUGGAAUAACAUCCAGAGCAGUGCGAAGUCUAAUUUUGACAUAUCUGACACCUAUAACGAAAAACUUACUGCUUAUGACUAUUACUCCAUCAUGCACUACACCAAUACGGCGUUCUCCUCUAAUGGUCAGCCGACCCUCAUCCCUAUACCCGACAAUACUAUCCAGUUAGGAAAGUAUUUCUCCAUGAGCGAAUUGGAUGUCUUGAAAAUAAACACGCUAUACAAAUGCAAUACUACAACUACCAAAACAACUCCAAUCACCACGACUACCACUGCAUCUACGACUAGAACCACAAGAUCCACCACCACCACUACCAUAAAACCAACCACAAGAUCCACAACCACUACUACCACAAAACCGACCACAAGAACAACUACUACUACUACAACCACCACGACCAACACUAUCCCUAAUGGUUGUGGAGGGAACUUGUCAGGACCUGAAGGUGUUAUCACAUCUCCGAAUUAUCCCAACAAUUACCCUAAUAACGCUUACUGUCACUGGAACAUCACCACCAAUACAAGGUUCAGAGUCACCUUCACAGACUUUGACAUUGAGAGCGAGAGUUACAACUGUUUGUUUGACAAGUUGAGGAUCUUCAAUGGACGGGACUUCAAUAAUGUGUAUCAGCUCAAGGAUCUCUGCGGGCAGGAUAUCCCAUCACCCAUUACUUCCUUUGGAAACUCAAUGCAGCUUGUCUUCAUCUCUGACUCACAUGUCGUACUGAAAGGAUUUCGGGUGGUCUACAAACACAUUUAGAGGAUUGUUUUGUUUAACUGAAAGUGUCGUCUAUGGAAAGAGAACAUCUACAGAACAUUGUAACAUUCGUACAAGACUCAGGCCCCUCUCCUAAGAGACCAGACUCCAUUCUGCUCCUGUUCAUUUAAGGCACUUGUCUCAUGUUCUACAUGUUCUUUUGUCUAUUGUAUCCUUCAUGUA